AAGUCGCACAGAUCACCAUUCCAUCAGGAGGACAAUAUUCAGUAGUGUUUGAAGCUCAACGGGGAAAUGGUCUUUUGGGUGACAUUGCCAUUGAUGAUGUUCUUUUGCGAAAUGGAGCAUGUGCUUCUCCAGGCAACUGCAACUUUGAUCAGACAAUGUGUGGAUGGAUCAAUGACCGGUAUAAUGAUGAUUUUGACUGGAUACGCAACUCUGGAAAUACAUCCACUCAAGGCACUGGCCCAUCCAAAGAUCACACUCAUGGAGAUGCCACAGGAGGUUAUGUGUACAUUGAGGCAAGUCCUCCUCAGAAGCGAGGUGACAGAGCACUUCUUCUCAGUCAGAUUCUACCUCCAUCUAGUAGUAUCCGAUGUGUUUCCUUCUGGUACAAUAUGUAUGGAUCCACGAUGGGCACACUAAGUGUUGGAGUCAAGCUGAACAGUGGAGCCAUGAACAAACUCUGGACUUUAUCCGGUGAUCAGGGUGGAAAUGUGUGGAAAUAUGGACGUUUUCGCAUCCCGAUUACAAACAGUGUAUAUAAGAUUUACUUUGAAGGAACUGUUGGAACAAAUGUCACUGGGGACAUGGCUAUUGAUGAUGUUCAAAUUAUAAAUGCAGCUUGUGCCUAUUCACCAGCAAAUGCCAGACCUCCGGAUGUAACUUUGACAACUUUGAAGGCAACAACUGUACAUUCAACAAAACCAACUGCAUCACCUUCUCCACGGCAAGACACAGUGUCAUGUGAUUUUGACACAAGCAUGUGCAGCUGGGUACAGAUGAAGAAUGACAACUUUGACUGGACACGUCAUCAGGGUUCAACAUCCACUAAUAACACAGGACCUCAGCAAGACCACACUUCAGGGCAUGGCUUCUACAUCUACACAAAUGUGUCCAAACAACCCCCCAAUGCAACAGCACGCAUUGUCAGUAAAACAAUCCAGCCACGUAUGGGAACACAGUGUUUGAGUUUUUGGUAUCACAUGUAUGGAGACAGCACUGGAACACUUAACUUCUACAUUAAGACUGGCUCGGGGCUUGGUUCUCUCGUGUGGACUCGCAAGGGUUCUCAGGGCAACCAGUGGAUCAAAGCCGGUGUGACUGUCACUCAGGGCUUAGUGCCAUAUGCUGUUGUGCUGGAGGCUGUGGGUGGCAAUGGUGUGAGAGGUGAUAUGGCCAUUGAUGACAUUCUGUUGGUAGACAAUCCAUGCACAGGUGCCAAUGUGUCCACAACACCUGCAUCAGGCACAGUCAGUCCGGGUACUUCUGUACAUGCUUGUGACUUUGAGGCGAACAAUAUAUGUGGCUAUAUGCAGGAUACCACAGACAACUUCAACUGGACACGAACAACUAAGGCUACAGCUACCAUUGGCACUGGGCCAUCAAAUGAUCAUACUUACGGCACUUCAAAUGGUCACUACAUGUACACUGAUGCUUCCAACCAGAAGCUUGGUCUAACAGCACGCUUGGUAUCACCAGUCUACAAAGACCAUAGUGGCAUGUGUCUUCAGUUUUUUUACCACAUGUAUGGUGAUGGCAUUGGAAUCUUGAAUGUUUAUGCACAGCCAUCAAGUGCCAAUGCCCUAUCCCGCCCCAUCUUCACUCGCAGUGGUGAUCAAGGAAAUCGCUGGAUUGUUGGACAGGUGACCAUCCCACAGCCUGUCACAAUAUCUGGAUACAAGGUUGUGUUUGAAGGAAUUAUGGGAUCUAGACCUCGAGGAGACAUUGCCAUUGAUGAUGUCAGCAUUCUGCAGGGACAAUGCCAGGCUCCAGGGAACUGCAACUUUGAACAAAAUUUGUGCACCUGGACCAAUAUCCAGCAAGGGGAUGACUUUGACUGGACAAUGAACCAAGGUGGCACUUUUACUAAUAGCACUGGACCUAAAGCUGACCACACCCUGGGUACUCCUAGAGGAAAAUAUUUGUACAUCGAAACAUCAGCACCCCGUGUGACAGGAAACAAAGCUUGGCUAGUCAGUCAGACCUUUCCACCUGUUUCUUCUAGUGGUCAUUGCAUCCAUUUUUGGUACAGCAUGUAUGGACAGACAGUUGACACAUUGAGAGUCAUCAUUCGCAUUCCUGAUGGGGGUAACCAGACUGUCUGGAAGUUAUCUGGCAAUCAAGGACAAAAUUGGCAGAAUGCACAAGCGCCAAUUCCCAAAAUGAAUACAGACUAUACUGUCAUCUUUGAAGGUCGGCGUGGCACAAGCUAUACAGGAGACAUAGCAAUUGAUGACAUCUCAUUUACUGAAGGCUCUUGUGGAGUGACUCCACCUCAAGCAGCGCAAUCAAGCAUGGGGCCUCCUUUAACAAGGGGAACAACUUCUGCACCUGUGCGGAACACUGGGCCAUUCAAUUGCACAUUUGAGACUAAUUUUUGUGGUUGGAACCAGGAUAAUCGCGAUCAGUUUGAUUGGACUCGGCUCAAAGGAUCUACCAGUACCAAUGGUACUGGCCCUACUGGUGACCACACACAAGCUAAUCACAGUGGAUACUAUGUGUACAUUGAGACAUCUGGAGAUCUCCACAAUGGAGACAAAGCUCGCCUGGUAUCACCCACAGUACCAUCAGGGAAUUAUUGUCUGACCUUCUGGUACCACAUGUAUGGACAGAGUAUUGACCAUCUUAAUGUUUACACCAUGGCUGGUAACACCAUCCCAUCAACUCCAGUGUGGACACGAGCUCGCAAUCAGGGGAAUGCCUGGUUCAGUGCAAAUGUGAACCUUCCCUCCAUUUCCACUCCUUUCAAUGUUGUCUUUGAGGGUGUGCGUGGUAUAAGUUUUCAAGGCGACAUUGCACUUGAUGACAUCACCUUAAAAUCUGGUACCUGUAGCUCAACUUCCACGUCUCCGUCCAACACCUCAAACGCUGUCAGCUGCAACUUUGAACCUGCAAAUCUUUGUGGUUUCACCCAGGUCCAGGGAGACAAAUUUGACUGGACACGCCUCGCAGGGGUCACAUCUACUGCACACACUGGACCGAACAAUGACCACACUUAUGGAACAAGCUCAGGUCAUUAUAUGUAUGCUGAAGCCUCUGCCCCCAGGAGGCCAGGUGACAACGCUUUAUUGAAAUCGUUCAUUAUUGCCAAGAACACACAACAAAUGUGUAUAACAUUCUGGUAUCACAUGAGUGGAACAAACAUUGGAACCUUGAAUGUUUACCAGCUUCAAGGGAAUGGAAUCCAAAACAAAAUUUGGUCCUUGUCAGGGGAUCAAGGGGCAUCUUGGCAAAAAGCUUCUGCCAUUGCACCACCACAGUCUGCUCAGUGGCAAGUGGUUUUUGAGGCUAUACGUGGGAAUGGUGACCUGGGAGAUGUUGCAAUUGAUGACUUUUCUGUUUCUGUAUCUGGCUGCCCAUCAUCAACUUUCAUUGCAAACUGUAAAUUUGACUCUGGCCUUUGUUCAUCCUGGUCACGAGAUCCCACAGGACAGUUUGACUGGCUUAUAGGCUCAAAGAGUCCUUUCAAUGAUCACACCAUGAACAAUGCUACAGGAAAGUACAUAUAUGCAAAUGGAUCAACCCCUCAAGUGAAUGGUAACAAGGCCCGUAUUGUGAGCACUAUGCUGGCUAGUGGAUCAGCAACCUGCUUGCACUUCUUUUACAACAUGUAUGGGCCCAGUGUUGGAACAUUAAAAGUGUGGAUACGGCAGAAUAUAGACAGCAGGCAAAUUGCUUUGUGGGCAUUGACUGGGCAGCAGCAGCAAGGCUGGCAUGAAGCGAAAGUUCCCAUACCAGCUCAGAGAGACUCCUUCAGUAUUGUUUUUGAAGCCAUUCGUGGAGCAUCCUGGAAUGGAAGAAUUGCAGUUGAUGACAUCUCCUUUGACAAAGCUUCAACUUGUACAAUCAUGCCUGGUUCAGCGUUGGUCACUCAGACUCAGUCUGUGACUUUCAGACAAGUGCAGGUCACAUCCUUAGGCACAACAGCAGCAUCCACCCUUAGAACAACAGUUCAUCCCACAGGUGGCACUAGCAUUGCUUGUGAUUUCACCUAUGACCUGUGUGGCUGGAGUCAAGAUAAGACCGACAAUUUUGACUGGUUGCGCAACAGUGGGGGAACUGCAACACAAGGGACAGGACCUACUGCUGAUCACACAAAUGGAAAGGGAUAUUAUAUGUACAUUGAAACAUCGAAUGCUACCAACAAUGCCAUUGCUCGGUUGAACAGUCCUUCAUUAAAAAUUCAGCCUGGCCAUACGUCCUGCUUUUCCUUCUGGUAUAGUAUGUAUGGGGCAAAUGUUAAUAAACUCAACAUAUAUUUCAAGAAUUCUACUGGUGCAGGUUCACCUGUCUGGACAUUAAGUGGUACUCAGGGACCCAACUGGCACUCAGUCCAGCUUAUUGUACCUUCUGGAACUCUGCAGAUCAUUGUGGAAGGUUUGAAGGGAAACAGAGAUCAAGGAGAUAUUGCUGUGGAUGACUUCAACAUGACAGAUGGAAACUGCCCAGCAGCCCAACCAGGCCAACUUUCAGCUUUGUCCUGCAACUUUGAGUCAGCCAACAAGUGUGGCUAUACUGAUGACACUGAGGACUUCAAAUGGACCCAGAAACAUGGUUCCACAAACAGCUCCAACACUGGUCCCACAACAGAUCACACUAAAGGAACUUUAUCUGGCUAUUAUAUGUACACUGAAGCAUCAUCUCCACAAAAGCCAGGACAGAAAGCAGGCCUGAUUUCACCACAGGCACCUCCUGGCCCAGCCUGCCUGACUUUUUGGUACCACAUGUAUGGCUCUCAAAUGGGUCGGCUGAAUGUUUAUGUUCGUAUUGGCAGCAAUCGAGGUCUACCUGUUUGGAGUAGAAGCUCAAACCAAGGAAACAAAUGGAAUGUGGCUCAAGUUUCUCUAAACCCUACUAACACAUUUUCACUGGAGUUUGAAGGAGUCUUAGGAGGAGGUGACACAUCAGACAUUGCCAUUGAUGACGUAAAUGUUACACCAGGACCCUGCGUUGCACCCGGUUCUUGCAGCUUCGACAGAGGAACUUUGUGUUCCUUUGUCAAUGUCAAACAAGGAGGUGGUGAUGACUUUGACUGGGUGAUUCAACAUGGAGGUACACCCACUGCAGGAACUGGUCCUUCUUCAGACCAUACAAUGGGCACAGCAAAUGGAUAUUAUGUGUUCAUUGAGACCAGUCCACCUCGACAUAAAGGUCAAAAAGCCUGGCUACUCAGUGAAAGUCUGGUUCAAACUGGGCAGAGUGUUCACUGUCUUUCCUUCUGGUACAACAUGUAUGGAAUCGCAGUGGGAUCUCUCAAUAUCUAUUUAUCCAUAAAUGGAACACUGCCUGGCACUUUAAUCUGGACAUUGUCUGGUAACCAAGGAAACAAGUGGAUUGAAGGAAGACUUCCUCUUUUAUCAGCUGUCAGCUUCAAAAUUCUUUUUGAGGGAGUUGUGGGUCAAAGUGAUCUGGGAGACAUUGCCAUUGAUGAUGUGGGUUACAAAAGUGGGCUAUGUGCAUACACCCCUUCACAAGCUGUACCACCUUCAGUCAGAAUGACAACUCCUACAUCAACAGCCAGAACAUCUCCUGUCACUGCUACAUCAGUGGCAGGUACAUUUGACUGUAAUUUUGAGAGCAACUUCUGUGGGUGGACUCAAGCAUCAGAUGACCAGUUUGACUGGACACGUCGUAAGGGAAGUUUAGGUAGACCUGGCACAGGGCCAUCAGUUGACCACACGACUGGGCGUGGCUUCUACACAUAUAUCGAGACAUCAGCUCCAAGACAAACAGGUGACAAAGCAAGACUGGUGAGCCCUUCAUUGACGGCAUCAGGCGUCCAGUGCUUGACAUUCUGGUACUAUAUGUAUGGUCCUAAUGUCAAAACACUCAGCUUGUAUGCAGCUGGCGAUUCCAAUCUAGGACCACCUGUAUGGACCAGGUCUGGCACACUGGGUAACAAAUGGCUGAGUGGCCGUGUUAACAUCAUCAUGGGCAGUACUACAAAACAAUUUGAGGUUGUGUUUGAAGGCGUACGUGGGAAUGGCACCCAAGGAGACAUUGCCAUUGAUGACAUUACCUUGAGAUUUGGAUAUUGUAACAGCAGUGGUGAUGUAGGGAGCUGUGAUUUUGAAGAUCCAAAACUGUGUGGCUACAUGCAAGAAGAAGGUGGAGACAAGUUCGACUGGACACAACAAACUGGCAGCACAGGCACUGUCAACACAGGACCCCCCAAUGACCAUACCUAUGGGACAGCUAAAGGUCAUUAUAUGUACAUUGAGACAUCUUCUCCCCGCAUCCAAGGAGACAAUGCUAUGUUACUCUCUCCUCAACUUACUGCAAGCAAAAGUGAUGUCUGUUUGUCUUUCUACUUUCACAUGUUUGGAAUUGGCAUUGGCACGCUGAAUGUCAGACUGAAAACUAAUAAUACUUUGGGCAACCCAGAAUGGUCUCUAACUGGUAACCAGGGAAAUAUUUGGCAAACGGUUCAAGUUAAUCUUGCCUCAUCAAAACUGACACAACCUUUUCAGAUUGUUUUUGAGGGUAUCAAGGGAAUCACUUACUUUGGAGAUAUUGCCAUUGAUGAUGCAGUCGUCUCCUCUGGAACUUGUUCAUCUGCUGAUGGCAGCUGUACUUUUGAAUCAGGACUGUGCACUUGGAAGAAUCUCCAGUCAGAUGAUUUUGACUGGACAUUGCAUCAGGGUGCAACAGACACUGCCAAUACUGGACCAUCAACUGACCACACUUUAAAUACAGUGGCAGGUACUUACAUCUACAUGGAGUCCUCAAGCCCCCGGCAUCCUGGUGAUCGUGCAUGGCUUGUAAGUCAAGUAUUCUCACCUACGAAGGCACGAUGCGUGACCUUCUGGUACCAUAUGAAUGGACUAAACAUUGGCAGCCUCAAGAUAUACGUACAGGUGGGUUCAUCCAACUACACCAUCUGGACACAGACAGGUGACCAAGGUGAUAAAUGGAUCUUUGGCCAGGCACCCAUUGUCUCAAAUCUCAACUACCAUAUUUUAAUCGAAGGAAUUCGUGGCAACGGACCUUAUGGUGAUAUUGCCAUUGAUGAUAUUGAGUUCACAGGCCAAACAUGUGGAGAAAGAGGAGGCCUAAAUAUUACUGGCACACCUCCAACAUUCACUACACCUUUCAGCACCACUGUUGGUCAUGGAAUUUUCACCUGCACUUUUGACACUGAUUUCUGUGGAUGGACUCAGGACACCAGCGAUCAGUUUGACUGGCUCAGGAACAAAGGAUCCACAAACACAGUGGGAACUGGACCAAUUGCAGACCACACUUCUUCCAAUGGAUACUAUAUUUACAUUGAAACAUCUGAACCCAGACAGAAAGGUGAUAAAGCACGUCUAAUAAGCCCUCAGUUGUCUGGAUCUGCCAAGUGUAUCACAUUCUGGUUUUUGAUGUAUGGACCCAAUGUUGCUGACCUAAACAUUUAUAGCAGGACAGGGCCCUCCCAACUUAACAAAGUCUUCACAAGAUCUGGCACGCACGGCACAAGGUGGAUACAGGCACAAGUAGACAUGACUAGUAAAGUGCCAUUCCAGGUCAUCAUAGAAGGAGUGACAGGUUCAGGUUACAAGGGGGACAUAGCUAUUGAUGACAUCACCUAUACUGAUAGACAAUGUUACCCAGCUAUCACUGAUGUGCUGUCCUGCUCAUUUGAAGACAGCUCACUUUGUGAAUAUGGUCAGGAUAGUACUGACCAGUUUGACUGGACAAUGAAAGCAGGAAGUACAUCAACUGUGGGUACAGGGCCUAUGAAUGACCACACUUACGGCACAAAUCAAGGGCAUUAUUUAUACAUCGAGACAUCUACCCCUCGACACCCUGGUGAUAAAGCAUGGUUGAUCUCUGAGCUUUAUACCCCUGGCAACAUCAGUCAGUGUCUUGAGUUCUGGUACCAUAUGUAUGGGAACACAGUUGGCACACUGAAUGUCUACUUUAUGAAGAAGUUUUGGAUCAUGGACAAUCGUGUCUUCACACGAACUGGUAAUCAAGGAAACCAGUGGGUGAGAGCCCAGGUAGGCAUACAAAGACAAACCAAUGGCCAGGGAUUCAGAGUAGUGUUUGAGGGGGUUGUUGGUACUUCCUACUUGGGGGACAUUGCAAUAGAUGAUGUUGCACUCAAGAAUGGUACCUGCAGCCAAGGAUCAGCACAAUGUAAUUUUGAGAUAGAUACCUGUUCUUGGAGCAACAGUCAUAAUGAUGACUUCGAUUGGAUCAUGGGGAGUGGGAGGACUACUACUACUGGUACAGGGCCAUCUGUUGAUCACACCCUUAACAACGUAAAUGGAUCAUAUGUAUUCAUAGAAACAUCUCCACCUCGUAUGCCAAGUCAAGCAUGGUAUUCUUCAGAGCUCUUGGCAGUCUCCAACUGGUCAAUCUGCAGCUUGUCUGACAUUCUGGUUUAACAUGUAUGGUACAGACAUUGGUACUUUAAAUGUAAGGAUCAGUCCACAAAACUCCUCUAAUACUUUUGUCAUUUGGACUGUGUCUGGUGACCAAGGAGAUAAAUGGAUUCAAGGAACUGUCCCUUUGCCUAC
Messenger RNA from Pomacea canaliculata, 8498 nucleotides. Its product is annotated as MAM and LDL-receptor class A domain-containing protein 2-like. Lineage: Eukaryota; Metazoa; Mollusca; Gastropoda; Architaenioglossa; Ampullariidae. The transcript is spliced from 54 exons. The record is from RefSeq and is a predicted model, not a curated record. Gene Ontology annotation, cellular component: membrane. Bases 156 to 8366 code for a protein of 2736 amino acids.